This is a messenger RNA of Hibiscus syriacus, 493 nucleotides long. Its product is annotated as NADH dehydrogenase [ubiquinone] 1 beta subcomplex subunit 3-B-like. The transcript is spliced from 2 exons. Bases 74 to 295 code for a protein of 73 amino acids. The record is from RefSeq and is a predicted model, not a curated record. Gene Ontology annotation, biological process: mitochondrial respiratory chain complex I assembly; electron transport chain. Gene Ontology annotation, cellular component: mitochondrion. NCBI's taxonomy places the organism in Eukaryota, Viridiplantae, Streptophyta, Magnoliopsida, Malvales, Malvaceae.
AUAAUCGAGGGUGAGGGCAGUGGGUAGCCCAAAAUCUGAAAACGCCGAACAGAGCAGGGAGAGACUUGAGAGAAUGGGGAAGACGCUUGGACCGACAGGGGAAUUCUUCAAGAGGAGGGACGAGUGGAGGAAGCAUCCGAUGCUCGGCAAUCAGCUCCGCCACGCAACCCCUGGGCUAGGCAUCGCCCUCGUCGCCUUUGGCAUUUAUCUGGUCGGGGAACAGGUCUACAAUAGGGUUUAUGCUCCUUCCUCCUCUCACAAUCAUCAGCAACAAUCUUCUUCUCACUCUCAUUGAGAUCAGAUAGUCAAUGUUGCAGGUGUGGAUGCUCAAUGGGAAGAACAUAGUUUGGACAUUGCCAUGUUUCAGUUUCCGUCUGUAGUUUGCUGUAAUAAGCUUCGUACUCGUACUGACAUAAAACGGACUUGCUUCAAGUUUGAUUAUUGAACCUUGUACUGGAGCUAUUCUCUAUAAUCUUUAUAUGUUUCCUGUUCA